This is a messenger RNA of Anopheles merus, 1923 nucleotides long. Its product is annotated as probable methylmalonate-semialdehyde dehydrogenase [acylating], mitochondrial. NCBI's taxonomy places the organism in Eukaryota, Metazoa, Arthropoda, Insecta, Diptera, Culicidae. Gene Ontology annotation, cellular component: mitochondrion. The record is from RefSeq and is a predicted model, not a curated record. The coding region runs from base 163 to 1728 and encodes 521 amino acids. Gene Ontology annotation, biological process: L-valine catabolic process; thymine catabolic process. Gene Ontology annotation, molecular function: methylmalonate-semialdehyde dehydrogenase (acylating, NAD+) activity; malonate-semialdehyde dehydrogenase (acetylating, [NAD(P)+]) activity. The transcript has 4 exons.
CGGUGCGAGUCUCAGUUAUUUUAGAACCGGAGACCAGACCUAACGUGUGUGUGGCCGGUUAGCUCGACCAGCUCCUUCCUCGUUCGUUGCUGAUAACUGUCCUGCCUGCUUGCCAGUAGCGUGCCAGUGGAAGAAUAGAGAGGUGUGUCUGUUUUUAGCAAAAUGGCUCUUCUACGACUUGUUGCUACCGAGUGCCGCAAUGUGCUGCAACGUGGCUACAGCACAGCAUCUGUGCCGACCACGAAGAUGUUCAUCGACGGCAAGUUCGUCGAGUCGAAGACGAACGAUUGGAUCGAUCUGCAUGACCCAGCCACGAACGAGGUGGUGACGCGUGUCCCCAAAUGCACGCAGGACGAAAUGCAGACGGCGGUCGAAUCGUCCAAGAAGGCUUACAAGACCUGGCGCCAAUCGUCCAUCCUGAGCAGACAGCAGGUCAUGCUCAAGCUGCAGCACAUCAUUCGCAACAACAUGUCGGAGCUGGCGAAGAACAUCACCAAGGAGCAGGGCAAAACACUGAUCGAUGCCGAGGGAGACGUUCUGCGAGGACUGCAGGUGGUGGAGCAUUGCUGCAGCAUCACGUCGCUGCAGAUGGGUGAAACCGUGCCGAACAUCGCCAAGGACAUGGACACGUACUCGUACCAUCUGCCGCUCGGCGUUACGGCCGGCAUUGCACCGUUCAACUUCCCCGCCAUGAUCCCGCUGUGGAUGUUCCCGGUGGCGAUCACGUGCGGCAACACGAGCAUCAUCAAGCCGUCGGAGCGCGUGCCCGGCGCGACGAUGCUGCUGAUGGAGAUGCUGAACGAGGCCGGCUGCCCGCCGGGCGUCGUGAACGUGAUUCACGGUGCGCACGAUGCGGUCAACUUUGUCUGCGACAAUCCGGACAUUCGGGCGGUUUCGUUCGUCGGCUCGGACCAGGCGGGCAAGUACAUUUACGAGCGCGCGGGACGCAACGGCAAGCGCGUGCAGUGCAAUAUGGGCGCCAAGAACCACGGCGUCAUUAUGGCGGACGCAAACAAGGAAAACACGCUCAACCAGCUGGCUGGGGCGGCGUUCGGUGCGGCCGGCCAGCGUUGCAUGGCCCUCUCGACGGCGGUGUUUGUCGGCGAGGCGAGGAACUGGAUCCCCGAUCUGGUGGAGCGUGCCCGCAAGCUGAAGGUGAACGCGGGCCAUCUGCCCGGCACGGAUCUGGGACCGGUCAUCUCGCCCCAGUCGAAGCAGCGCAUCAACGAGCUGGUCGAGUCGGGCGCGAAGGAGGGCGCGAAGAUCGUGCUCGAUGGGCGCAACAUCAAGGUGGAGGGCUUCGAGAAGGGCAACUUUGUCGGACCGACCAUCAUCAGCGACGUGACGCCGAACAUGAAGUGCUACACGGAGGAAAUCUUUGGCCCGGUGCUGGUGUGCCUGUCGGUCGAUACGAUCGACGAAGCGAUCGAGCUGAUCAACAACAACCCGUACGGCAAUGGUACGGCCAUCUUCACCACCAACGGUGCGACGGCCCGCAAGUUUGUGAACGACAUUGACGUCGGGCAGGUCGGCGUGAAUGUGCCGAUUCCGGUGCCGCUGCCGAUGUUCUCGUUCACCGGCAGCCGUGGCAGCUUCCUGGGCGACUGUCACUUCUACGGCAAGCAGGGCAUCAAGUUCUACACGCAAACGAAAACCGUCACGCAGCUGUGGCGUGAGGGCGACGUUAGCCAUACCAAGGCGGCCGUUGCCAUGCCAACGAUGAAGUAAGACUGCGUACAGCAACCGCGCGUGGUUUUGUGCCAUCGAGGACGGCAGACGGCCCAGCAGGACGGACACCAGCACGACUAACGACAGCGACAACGAACGUCUUCCAGAUAAAGUGCAUUUAAUAACACGAUUCGUUUUUAUAAAACAAAUCAACUUUAGGGAAAUAAAGAUGCCUAUAACUUUGCUUUGCUCAUA